Messenger RNA from Daucus carota subsp. sativus, 2332 nucleotides. RefSeq names its product receptor-like protein 4. NCBI's taxonomy places the organism in Eukaryota, Viridiplantae, Streptophyta, Magnoliopsida, Apiales, Apiaceae. The coding region runs from base 47 to 1990 and encodes 647 amino acids. The transcript is spliced from 9 exons. Gene Ontology annotation, molecular function: protein binding. The record is from RefSeq and is a predicted model, not a curated record.
ACGGCGUCCCUACAACACUCCCACUUUCUCUCUCUAGAAAUUUGAUAUGAUUUAUGGCGGUCCUCUUCUAGAGAGAGAAAUUAAUAUCACAUUCUUCACUGCCAGCGCCAAUAUGCUCAAGCCUCUCUUGAUCUUCCUCUUCUUCUUCUUCUCCACUGCUCCUCAGCUUUCCUAUUCUCUUCAAGCACCUUAUGUGUUGAGAAUAAGCUGCGGAGCACGUAGUGAUGUGCAUACCCGGCCGACAAAUACCCAAUGGUCCAAGGAUUUUGCAUAUACUGGUGGGGUGUUUGCUAAUGCAACCCAGCCAAGUUUUAUCACUCCACCACUCAACACACUUCGACAUUUCCCUUUAUCAGAAGGUCCUGAGAACUGCUACAAUAUUGAUAAAGUACCUAGUGGUCACUAUUCUGUUAGAAUCUUUUUUGGGUUGGUGGCAGAACCGGGUUUUGACAAUGAGCCCUUAUUUGAUGUUUCUGUUGAAGGGACCUUAAUUUAUUCUUUGCCAUCUGGUUGGAGUAACCAUGAUGAUGAGCGAGCAUUUGUUGAAGCCCUUGUAUAUCUUACAAAUGGCACUGCAACUCUUUGCUUCCAUAGCACUGGUCAUGGGGACCCAGCUAUUCUUUCUAUAGAAAUUUUACAAGUUGAUGACAGGGCAUAUAACUUGGGCCUAAAUUCUGGCCAAGGAACUAUUCUAAAAACUGGAAAAAGAUUAAGCUGUGGUGCUGAGCAACCAAGGUUUGAUGUGGACUAUAGUGGGGACCUCUGGGGUGGAGAUCGGUUCUGGAAUUCAAUCAGUACUUUUGGACGGCAUUCUGAUCGUGUUAUAUUUACAAAAGAUAGCAUCAAACAGGCCUCACAGGCACCCAACUUUUAUCCAGAAACUCUCUAUCAGACUGCUAUCGUUAGUACUGAUAACCAGCCUGAUUUAGCGUACACAUUAGAUGUGGAGCCCACCAGAAAUUACUCCAUUUGGUUUCACUUUGCAGAGAUUGAUCCUCUAAUCAUUCAGGCAGGACAAAGAAUUUUUGAUAUUGUGAUAAACGGUGAUAUUGCACUUGCAAAUGUUGAUAUUGUGAAUAUGACUGGGGAUAUAAGUCGUGCUCUUGUACUGAACACUACUGUAGCUGUUGACGGGAGGAACUUGGCGAUAACCUUUCACCCACAAAGAGGCAGUCAUGCAAUAGUCAGUGCUAUUGAGAUCUUUGAGGUUAUCACAGCGGAGUCUAAAACCGACAUAGAUGAAGUUAGGGCUUUACAGACAUUGAAGACUGCACUAGGGCUUCCACUUCGAUUUGGGUGGAAUGGUGAUCCAUGUGUUCCACCACAGCAUCCGUGGAGCGGAGCUGAUUGCAAAUUUGACAAAAAUAGCAGUAAAUGGGUCAUUGAUGGACUGGUUCUUGACAACCAAGGUUUGAGGGGUUUCUUACCAAAUGACAUGUCUCGGCUACAGAAUAUACAAAGCAUAAAUUUAAGUGGAAACAGCAUCCAUGGAGCGAUACCUUCUUCACUUGGGACAGUUACCAGCAUAGAAAAAUUAGACCUAUCAUACAAUUUUUUCAAUGGAUCAAUACCUGAAACCCUUGGCCAGUUGACAUCAUUGCAGACACUGAAUCUAAAUAGCAACUCCCUCUCAGGAAGAGUUCCAUCUGCACUAGGUGGAAGACUUUUGCACAGAGCAAGCUUUAAUUUCACUGAUAAUUCCGGCCUAUGUGGAAUACCUGGACUACCUACAUGCGGGCCUCAUUUGUCUACGGGAGCAGUAGUUGGCAUUGGGCUAGGGGCUUUUGCAGCAAUAUUACUCUUAAUCACAUUCUUAACAUGUUGGUGGAAACGACGACAGAAUAUACUCCGUGCUCAGAGAAUCGCAACAAGAGAAGCUCCUUAUGCAAAGGCAAGGACCCAUUUUUCGCGUGAUGUGCAGUUGGUCAGGCAUCAUGCCCAUGAAAACACUCGUACAGCUGUUGAGAACGGGCCUAGCUUGCUUUCCUGAACUACGUUGACAUCAUGCUCUAUUCACAUGCUUUCUUCAGAAGCUGAUUACAAAAUCACUAAUCACGAUUGUUUUUGUAUUCGCUACUUGUGAAGUAAAAUUAUUUCACAAAGUGUUGCCCUUUGGGAAAUGCCAGGGAUGCAUGGAUAGAAGAAUCUUGUAUAUUAACACCCCCUCAUCCUCUCCUCUCCUGGGGAAACUCCUUUGUAGCAAUUAGCAAACUUUACAGUAUAUAGAGGAAUCAAUAUAGGAAAUGGCUUAUUUUGUUACUUAACGUGGGAGCUGGUGCUUGCUUAUAUUAUUGCUUUUUUCAAUUAUAGUGGUGCAUAUGCUGCAGACUCA